AUGAGGAGAAGUGCAUCGGAUGCACUGCUUCUUCAACAGAGCAAAUACGUUAGCGAGUAUGGUGAGGGCGGUGAGACUAAAACCCCCAAUGCUGACUACGGAGACCUCUCGAGCUACAAACUAGCGCAACAUCUGGUGCAAAAGGAAAUCUGGAAUAGAAAGUAUCUACAAAAGUUUGAAAAAUUCGAGAACUUGUCGCAAUCAGCAUUAUCGAGAAUAGAAGGCCACUUUCAGUACCUAGCAACCCCUGCAAAUUCAUGGAUCAUAAGGCAAGAUCAGCGAUGUAACAGGCUCUACUUUGUGGUUUUGGGAGUUUUGGAUGUGUACAGAGAUGAUGAGAAGAUCGGCUCCAUCUCAAAAGGCUGCCACUUUGGAACAGAGUCAUUGAAUUUUGUGGUCAGAAACUAUUCAAGGGGGCUGGAGUACCCCAGCAAUAUCCAAGCAACUAUCAGCGUCAAGGCAGUUCAGCCAAGCACGUGCUUGUUCCUCGACUGUCAGGAUCUCUGGAACGAUGUUUCAAUCCUCCGAGAAAUAAUCACAGCAGACAUGGAGGCGUCAGAAGACCUGGACCCAUCUUCAGGCACCAGCGACGACGAGGAGAAGAUAAACAUUCAAAAUGAUUAUGAACAUCAGUUGAAAGACUUCGAAGUCUUUGCAGGUGUAGGCAGGGAGCACAAGGCAAGAAGCAUACAGGACCUUGUGAGUCAACGGGACGAGCUGUUGCGUAAACUUGAAGCGGCUAAGCUGCUGGCAAAGAAGCAAGAGCUGGAAGCUCAGGUGAAGAAGCUUCAAGGCCGACUAGCUCAACCCUCCGACAAUGCCGGUGGAGCCGAGAUGCAGCAGCAGCAGCAGCAAUCUCUCCUCAAACGAUCUAACAGCGACGAGAUUUUGCGAUUGAGAGACAGGAGCGAGCUCGAAGGAAAUCUCUCGAGGAUAUCCUCAGCUGCUCUAGAGUCAAACCUGAUGCAAGAGCGAGCAAAGCUGGAGGCUCAGCUCAACAUGCUGCUCCGCAGCUCCAGCUCAGCAUCAUCUCGACCCAACUCGUCCAACUUCUCCCGCGCUCCUUCAGGCAACAAGUCUAUCAGCCCCAAGCGCAACCCGUCGGAGGGGGAGCUGUGGAGACUGGAGGAGGGAGAGCUUUCGCCGCUAGAGUAUCAGGAGACAUUCAACGAAUCUCCCAAGCAUGGCGGGCAGGAGCAGAAGGAUGUUGGAAGCAUCAACUUCAAUGUGCAGAGCAAGCUACAUCCCAUCCUCAACGGCGUCAUCCCCUUCCCCUCCAAGAGCCUCUAUGAGCCUCCUCCGCACAUGAAGAAGUGGGGUUACGUGUGGGAGACCUCCCACUACUUCGAGCAUGCGGCGUACAAGAGGAAUCAGCCGAGAAGAGGAGUGCCGGUUGACACCAGCGGGGACGGGCGAGUGGACUCGCUCGCCGUUGACUUCACAGGGGACGGCAAGAUCGACACCAUCGUCACAGACGAGCACUCCGGGAAGGUCGCUCUUGUGAAGCAGUUCAGCAGCCAAUCGCCGAGUUCGUCACCUCCUGGUGCUCUGAAACCGCAGAGGAAUCGAUCGCCCAACAGAAACCGAGGAAGGUGA
Messenger RNA from Guillardia theta CCMP2712, 1596 nucleotides. RefSeq lists its product as hypothetical. The record is from RefSeq and is a predicted model, not a curated record. NCBI's taxonomy places the organism in Eukaryota, Cryptophyceae, Pyrenomonadales, Geminigeraceae. Bases 1 to 1596 code for a protein of 531 amino acids. The transcript has 13 exons.